AUGAUCCUAGAUGGCGGCAUGCAUGCUGUGCCGGAUAACGACGUGUUACAGAGUGACGGCGCUCGUAACCAGGACCUAGCGCGAUUCGGAAACGAGAGUCGAUGGAGACAAGCUUUGGAGGGAAACGACGGAAAGGAAACGCAGAGCACCACGAGAGCAACAUACCUCCACCUGAAGCGUGCAGAGCGCGGUUACCGGCGGAACUACAACGCUUACCGGUGGAACCGGAGAACGAAGACGGCUUCUUCAGCCAGACUCACAACGGACAUGGCGCGUAAUGCUCAACACGGCACCAGCAUCCCGAGAUCACCCGGAUGGUCAUCGAUUCACUUCUCCGUGCUAGGCCUAACAUACCCCGAACACACCCUCAGAUACCACAGACGCGACCCAGUCGCGUCCCCACGCAUGAACCAGAUGAUAGCUCUACUCUUUCUACUACUUUUCAACAUCCCGGUAGCCCAGUGGCGGCCCUCUCUUCUCCCUUAA
Messenger RNA from Desarmillaria tabescens, 486 nucleotides. RefSeq lists its product as uncharacterized. NCBI's taxonomy places the organism in Eukaryota, Fungi, Basidiomycota, Agaricomycetes, Agaricales, Physalacriaceae. The record is from RefSeq and is a predicted model, not a curated record. Bases 1 to 486 code for a protein of 161 amino acids. The transcript is spliced from 3 exons.